This is a messenger RNA of Synchiropus splendidus (mandarinfish), 3119 nucleotides long. RefSeq names its product sestrin 1 (gene sesn1). The record is from RefSeq and is a predicted model, not a curated record. Lineage: Eukaryota; Metazoa; Chordata; Actinopteri; Syngnathiformes; Callionymidae. The transcript has 10 exons. Gene Ontology annotation, biological process: cellular response to L-leucine; positive regulation of macroautophagy; negative regulation of TORC1 signaling. Gene Ontology annotation, molecular function: L-leucine binding; oxidoreductase activity, acting on peroxide as acceptor. The coding region runs from base 121 to 1758 and encodes 545 amino acids. Gene Ontology annotation, cellular component: nucleus.
GCUGUGGGACUGAGCGGCUGGUCAGUGCAGAAGCAAGGCGUCCCGCUGCAGGAGACCUGACCCAAAGAAUGUGAAUAAACCCUCUGCGAAAUACAACAAGCAGUAUUCCCACAUCAAAAAAUGGAAGCUCAGGACCAGGAUUCUGCCGGGAGGUGGGUUGGGCUGGGAAGCCGGGAUGCCAGUUCCAGAAUCGAAGCCAUGGAGCACAUUCGUCAGGACGUUCUGAGCAAAGUCAAGGCGAUCGGGCCGCUGCCGCCCGUCUCACCAGGUGCGUCGGGAAGCCCCCCAAACAGUGAUGUGAACGACACCUUGGCUCAUCUCCUCAUGCUGUCCAAACGGUGUCCCUUUGAAGACGUCCGUGAUCAAUGCAUCCUUGUUCUCCAGGCGGUGCAGGACCUGGGGGUGAGAAUUCCGCGACCUCUUGGAAACGGCCCGAGUAGAUUCAUCCCUGAAAAAGAGAUUCUUCAAGUCAGUAAAGUGGACACCAGGACGCAGACCAUAUUCGAGGAUGCGUUUGCAGUCCUCCGUCGGCUGGACAACAUCUCCCUGGUGAUGGGCUUCCACCCGCAGUACCUGGAGAGCUUCCUCCGGACGCAGCACUAUCUCCUGCAGAUGGACGGGCCUCUGUCUUUGCACUACCGACACUACAUCGGCAUCAUGGCGGCCGCUCGCCACCAGUGCUCCUACCUGGUCAACCUGCACGUGAACGACUUCCUCCAGGUGGGAGGAGACCCCAAGUGGCUCAACGGCCUGGACGAAGCGCCUCAGAAGCUGCAGCAGCUCAGCGAGCUCAACAAGAUCUUGGCUCACCGGCCGUGGCUGCUCACCAAGGAGCACAUCGAGGGUCUGCUGAAAGCUGAGGAGCACAGCUGGUCCUUGGCUGAGCUGAUCCACGCCGUGGUCCUCCUCACGCACUACCACUCCCUGGCUUCCUUCACCUUCGGCUGCGGCAUCAUGCCUGAGAUCCACUGCGACGGCGGACACACCUUCAGGCCCCCCUCCCUCAGCCAGUACUGCGUAUGUGACAUCGCUAACGGCAACGGUCAUGCCAUUCACCACGACGACCCCCUGGGCAACCAGGAGCUGUGUGGAGAGGUGGAGGUUCUGAUGGAGCGCAUGAGGCAGCUGCAGGAGUGUCGCGACGACGAGGAGGCCAGCCAGGAGGAGAUGGCCACUCGCUUCGAGAGGGAGAAGACGGAGAGCAUGCUGGUGAUCAUGGCGGAGGAUGACGAGAACGCCCCGUCCAGAGACAUCUCCAGGCACUUUGAGGACCCCACCUACGGCUACAAGGACUUCUCCCGCAGGGGGGAGCACGUGCCCACCUUCAGAGCGCAGGACUACAGCUGGGAGGACCACGGCUACUCUCUGGUCAACAGGCUGUAUCCAGAUGUCGGUCAGAUGCUGGACGAGAAGUUUCAGAUGGCCUACAACUUGACCUACAACACCAUGGCCACCCACAAGGAUGUGGACACCAGCAUGCUGCGGCGAGCCAUCUGGAACUACAUCCACUGCAUGUUCGGCAUCAGGUAUGAUGACUACGACUAUGGUGAGAUCAACCAGCUUCUGGACCGCAGCUUCAAGAUCUACAUUAAAACCAUGGUGUGUAGUCCGGAGAAGACCACCAAACGAAUGUAUGAGAGCUUCUGGAGGCAGUUCCAGCACUCUGAGAAGGUCCACGUUAAUCUGCUUCUUAUGGAAGCGCGAAUGCAGGCGGAACUGUUAUACGCUCUGAGAGCCAUCACACGUUACAUGACGUGAUGAAGUGAAGUGCUUUUGGCGUUUAUCAUUAUUUUUUUAUAAAUACAUAUAGUUGUGUUUUUACUGUCGAUGUUGUUGCUCGUAACGGGACACUUGUAGAAAAAAGAAAAGAAUCUGUUUGGGGACAAAGGUGGAGCUGCCUCAUCCAGAACAACGCAAGAAGCAAAAAGAACUGAUGGGGCGCUGCAGUGCCAACUUUGACCAACAGAGGGCAACCGUGGACAUUUCAGUAUUCCAGCUUUGCCCCUCCCCGUCCCCCCUUUUUUUUGCUCCCUCCUUCCAGCUGAUGGAGUGAAGAUUCCCAGGAAGCUGUGCAGCCAAAAAAAAGGCGACUGCACUUUUGAUUCUGUCGUCACUGAUUUAGUUUCUUUCACUUUCUAUCAAGAGACGUUGUCGUCGUCGUCGUGGUAACUGGAGAUGGAAGCGUUGCUUUGGGCUUUUUCUAACGUGUGCCUGAACUGUCCUGCACAGUGCUGAUGCUGCUGCUCCCGUGUUCUAUUCAGUGGGGUCAUAUUGACCCCCCCGCCCCCUAAAAGAAAUCACCAUUAUCUAAUGUCAAUGUAAGCUAAUCCGACUGUCGACUGAAAGCCGGAGACAAACUCAAAGACACUGUCUGAGCCCGUUUUGAGUUUGAGUGUGUGAAUGUGAGGUCACGGACGAGUGUGUGUGAAUGCGAACGUCAUGUGUCAUACAAAAAAAAAAGAAAGCGAAGCCUGUUGAAGGAAACUUCAGCGCUUCUGCUGUAGCUGUUGUGAGGAAACACAGCGUCGUGUGUUCCCUUUGUUUUCCUGGUAAUCUAGAUUUUGGGGGGAGGCUUUUGAAAAAGGUUGUCCAGGUGGGAUUUGCUUCUGGUCGGCCCCCCCAGACCACAUGUAUCUGUCUUCCGCUAAUCCCAGACGCCUGGUUACCUUUUUGUUAUCUGAAAGCUUUGGUUGUGAAUUUUACCAGUUUAUGAAUACCUCUUGUUUUCUCUGAAACAUUUAAGAAGUGCUCUUUGGCGAGCAUCCCGGCGCCGCUGGCUCCCACUCGUCUGGGUGUUCGCGCCGCCGGUUGUAGCUGAGCUUCUCCUUCCCCUUCAGGGAAGUGUAACCAGUGCAAAGCAGCUUUUAUUUUGACUGUUUUUUUUGUUUACUAAAUCCAUUGAUGUACUGCGAUGUUCUGAUGGUGACAAUUGGACCCGUGAAUGAGACGAGCAGGCGACAAAGAAUGGUACAAUUGAAAGUGUUUGGACAGGAAGUGGAGGCGUUUGUUUUUUUUGUUUUUUUCAACCUCUGACUGAUGUCAGUUACUGACACUUUUGAUAUGGAAAGCUAUGAAAACCCUGAGGGAAAAAAAACAAUAAAGGAUGAUAUUAAAUUGUG